CAAGCGGCGAAGGAGGCGGGGGCCUCCAGAGGGUGGAAGGAGGGAGGCGAAGGGCGGGGCAAGGAGGCCCAAGCGAGGGACUAGACUCCGACUCUGACUUUCCGCGACUCUCGACCCAGGAGUCCAGGUCUCCAGCCUCCUGCACCAGUAGGAUUCGGGUGUCUCACCUGUCCCUGUUCCGCUAGUGGGGACUCCACUUCCUGAUUCCCCCCCAGCCAGGGCUCCCCUGCAGCUAUGUCCGUCCUCCUGCUGGUGGUCUCGGCCCUUCACAUCCUCAUCCUCAUCCUGCUUUUCGUGGCCACUUUGGACAAGUCCUGGUGGACUCUUCCCGGCAAGGAAUCCCUGAAUCUGUGGUACGACUGCACAUGGAACAGCAGCACCGAAGCUUGGACCUGCAGUAAUGUCAGCGAGAAUGGCUGGCUGAAGCCAGUGCAGGUCCUCAUGGUGCUCUCCCUCAUCCUCUGCUGCCUCUCCUUCAUCCUGUUCAUGUUCCAGCUCUAUACCAUGAGGCGAGGAGGGCUCUUCUAUGCCACUGGCUUCUGCCAGCUUUGCACCAGCGUGGCAGUAUUCACUGGAGCCCUGAUCUAUGCCAUCCACUCCAAGGAGAUCCUGAAGCAUCACCCGCCUGGGGGCAGCUUCGGCUACUGCUUUGCCCUGGCCUGGGUGGCCUUCCCCCUUGCCCUGGCCAGCGGCAUCAUCUACAUCCACCUGCGGAAGCGGGAGUGAGCACCCUGCGUUGCCUGCUCCCGGCCCUUCCGCUGCACCCCGAAGCCCCCGUCCCCGACUGUCUUCCAGAAAAUAAAACCAUCUAACCACGG
Messenger RNA from Trichechus manatus latirostris (Florida manatee), 818 nucleotides. RefSeq names its product epithelial membrane protein 3 (MAM blood group) (gene EMP3). Gene Ontology annotation, cellular component: plasma membrane. NCBI's taxonomy places the organism in Eukaryota, Metazoa, Chordata, Mammalia, Sirenia, Trichechidae. The transcript has 5 exons. Bases 235 to 726 code for a protein of 163 amino acids. The record is from RefSeq and is a predicted model, not a curated record.